AUCGCAAUUCAAGUGUGCCGAUGUAUACAUCAUCAACAACAUUGCGGUUUCUUGGUAAAACCGUGAACAUGGGUGGAAAAUAAGCAUUCAAUGGCUGAAGAAACGCCAUAAAAGACAAGAAACAUGAAUGUUCUGUAACAUAAAACAAAGGCACUUUCGAUUAUUGGAUUCCUUUGCUGUGAAUGAACGUAGAAAGGAGGAACAUUAGCUCUGAAGACAGUAUUGGAUGUUGUGGACAAUUCCUUUUCUUCAACUGGGGCAAAUAACUAGCCGGGAACCUGUGGAAACACAUUUCAGAAACUCUGAUUUUAUCCACUGAAAAAUGUCUCAGCCAAAAUCUGAUACUUGGGGUAACAAUUCAGAGCUACAGUCCCCUGCUCUAGUGAAGUUGCAAAUGGAAGUUGACGAGUGUGAGAUGUCACCCGUGGCAGGACUGACAGCUAAUAUGAGUGGCGCCUCUCUUGGCUCAACACCACGUCGAAAGUUAUCUGCUAUACACAAUAUCGAGAAUACACCUGCUGAUGAAACUACCUGUAAAUAUCCCGGUUGGUCUGCAGGCAUAUCUCCACCCAAAGACCGCAGGUUAAUGAAAAACGUAAUGAAACUACCAGACGCAGCGUUCGGCAAUUACUCGACCGGCAAUCUUCCUGUGUACAACAGCAAAUCGCGCGGGUUAUGCCGCAGGAUAAGUCUUCAGCCUUUAUCCCUUAACCACGAUGACAGAAACAAGCCUUCUGGCGCAGGAAACAAGGAGAACGGGUCACCAAAUAAAGAUCGCACGAGUCAACAUUCGCAGCUUUCGUUUGGAAGCCCGUCGAAGCCAUCAGUCAGCCCGUCAAAGUUUGCAGUGGUUAGACAGGCUAGCAGUGGUAGUCUGAGACCUCGCCAGCCACUAGAAGACUAUGAUGCAAAUUCUCAGGAUAGUGGUUGCUGUACAGCACCUGUUGAAAAGGAUGUUGCUGAAGCCUUCAGAUUCACUGAACCACUUGGAACUGCUCCUCGCCGUUUGCUUGUGGAACAGUCACCGCGGAAAGAUUUAUUCAUUUCUCCAAUGAAAUCUGCAAGAGGUGCUCUUUUCCAUAGUUUCUCAUCUAGUUCUGGAAGUGAAUCAAUUGAUGAUGGUUUUAUGGAGCUCCUUGAAUGCGAAAAGCUGGAUGAAGAUGCUCAGCUUCCUUCAGGAAUGAACACACUACUUUCAGGAGCACUGAAGGAAGUUAACAGAAGAAGUCCAUUAAAGGAGAAAGGGAACAGUCCACAAACUUCACCAUUCAAAAUCACAUUGAGGCCACCAGAGCAAAAAUACUUUGGCAGAAGCUUGUCUUACUGUGGUCAGCAAAAGGUCCGUAAUUCCUUAUUUUCAUCACCGGGAAGUAACUCCUCAAGUCCUUGUGUCUCUCCAACUGUUGAAGCUAUUAGAGCAUUUAAACGACCCGAGCCCCCUUGUGGAAUUAUUAGUCCACUUGAAAUAAAAAGACACAAGUCAAACACAUGCAUGUCUAUUGCAGAGAAUGAAGCUGUUGUUACACAUACAGCAGUGAAAGGCACACUUUUUAGUUAUGGAUUUGAGAGACACUCAGUCAAAAUACAGCGGAGUUUUUCAGAAACUGAAGCUACUAUAAAGCGUGCCUUACAGAAAGCAUCGCAGGAGCCUGAUCUCAUUGGUGACUUCACAAAGCCAUUCAUAUUACCGUUAAUGGAUGGCCGCCAUCAGGAUUUGAAGUCAAUUUCACCAGAAACAUUAGCUUCACUUAUCAGGGGGCAAUACAAAGAUUCUGUAGCAUCGUACACAAUUGUGGAUUGUCGGUAUCCAUACGAGUAUGAUGGAGGACACAUACAGGGUGCUAGAAACUUGUAUACGAAAGACCAGAUAUGGAAGGAAUUUGUUGACAUUCAAAGACCUUCCAACCGCAGCUCCAAUGGAGAUGAUCAAAAUGUAUCUUCCGAUGAAAAACGAAAUAUACUGAUCUUCCACUGUGAAUUUUCAUCAGAAAGGGGACCUAAUAUGACAAGAUUUCUGCGCAACUGUGAUAGAACAAGGAAUAAAGACAUUUAUCCAGCACUGAAUUAUCCAGAGAUCUAUUUGCUGGAUGGCGGUUAUAAAAACUUCUUCGAAAACCAUAGUGACUUAUGUGAACCUCGUGCUUAUCAACCAAUGCGUGAUCCAAAAUUUGAGUCUGAUUUAAGAUUAUUCCGGUCCAAAUCGAAAUCUUGGAGUGGUGACAACAAGAAUCGGCAAACACUUCGUAGCAAUUUAAAAAGGCUUGGUCUUUGAGAAACCUUGUUGAUUAGGAUUUAAAAUGCAACAAAGUGUGGUGAUGCAAAAUGCAUUAACUUCAUGGCUUAAAAUGUUUAUUGGCGGAGUGAUAAGUGUAUCUUCGAAACUUUCAUGAGAGUGGUCAUACGUUUUUUAUUUGACCAGUGAUAAACAAAUAACGAAUUGUGAACAUUGGCAGAGCACAGUGCGAGGUGUAAGAUUUGUGCAAACCUUUAUGGUUUUCUUAUUCCUUUUUUUAGCUAAUAAGUGAUUUAUUGAAUCAAAAAUGAGGAACUCCAUUUUUUAACACAAAGAUGAAAAAUUUUGAAUUUGAUAUUGGACGAUGACCACUCAUUUACCACUGCCAAGACUUUAAAUUGUUUAAAUUAGUUGAUACUUGAACGAUACAGAUUACUGCCAUGUUUUCCAAUUUUUUGUUAUUUUAUUAACUUUUGUGAAGUACAAAAUUAUGUUAACAGUAAGUCACUUGGCACAUUCAAAUGAAAAUUGUCAUGGUUAACGAUUCACAGUGACAAAUACAGAAAUGGGUGCCAGUAGCUUAGUGCAUGAAUACCUGCAAUGUGUUCAAAUAUUAGUAUGUUAUAGAGCAUGUGUAUUCUAUGUCACAGAGAGCUGUAAAGAAUUCUUUCAGUGACGUUUUAAGUGCAAUUUUUUUCUCCAAUAUGGCUGAGAGAAAUCGAGCAAAAUUUCUGGAUGUGGCAUUAUUAAAGCAUCUUUCAAAAAUGUUAAAGUUUUAAAUCUUGCAGUACUGUAAUUAGUGUACUUUCUGGCAUGUUGGUUGCAGUUUUGAGAUACAGUCUUUAUAUUUGGGUUUCUUAUUUAACUAGACAAAAUCAGUUUUGGACAUGAGGUCUACAUUCUCAUGUACCUCUCCAUGUUUAGUGUUUCACCAUAAAAAAUAAAUUGUAUGUGGUUUCAGCUCUUUGAGUAAUCGUAUUAAAGUUCAGGAGGUGAUAGCUCUGCAGGAUUAUAAACAGCCAUAUUUUUUACUUCUAUUCCUAUGAAUACACACAGUUCAAAUUUUAAAUGUUAUGAAACGCUUAAUUUUUUAUUGUUGUUACUUUUAUAAGAUAUGGUUUUAUUUUUUAUUUGUAUGGGUAUAGAUAUAUGGAUACAAUGUAAAGAACCUAUGUAAAUUACAAUAAAAAUUAGUAUAUAUAUUAUAUGAAUAUAUAUAUAUGCAAAUAUAUAAAUAAUUCUGUGCAAUUCUUUGCUGUUUUUUAUUUAAAUAUCAAUUUACUCAAAACUGCUCAUAUAAUUAAACAGUAAAACAUUUAAAAACUCAAGCUACAAAAAUUUUAAUAAUGAAAAUUGGAUUGAGACAAUUUUAUAGAAUAAAUUGUAUUUGUGAAAUGCAACUUGCACAGAAUAA
Schistocerca americana (American grasshopper) is the source of this 3647-nucleotide messenger RNA. Its product is annotated as M-phase inducer phosphatase-like. Gene Ontology annotation, cellular component: cytoplasm; nucleus. The record is from RefSeq and is a predicted model, not a curated record. Lineage: Eukaryota; Metazoa; Arthropoda; Insecta; Orthoptera; Acrididae. Gene Ontology annotation, biological process: positive regulation of G2/M transition of mitotic cell cycle; protein dephosphorylation; positive regulation of G2/MI transition of meiotic cell cycle. The coding region runs from base 323 to 2272 and encodes 649 amino acids. Gene Ontology annotation, molecular function: protein tyrosine phosphatase activity. The transcript has 11 exons.